Messenger RNA from Planococcus citri (citrus mealybug), 4750 nucleotides. Its product is annotated as beta-1,4-galactosyltransferase 7-like. Gene Ontology annotation, cellular component: Golgi apparatus. Bases 1277 to 2152 code for a protein of 291 amino acids. NCBI's taxonomy places the organism in Eukaryota, Metazoa, Arthropoda, Insecta, Hemiptera, Pseudococcidae. Gene Ontology annotation, biological process: proteoglycan biosynthetic process; carbohydrate metabolic process. The transcript has 5 exons. The record is from RefSeq and is a predicted model, not a curated record. Gene Ontology annotation, molecular function: xylosylprotein 4-beta-galactosyltransferase activity.
UGUGUUGUUUCUAAAAUUACAGAAUUUUAAAUGAUUGAUUUCCUGAGUUUGGCAUUUUCUUCAUAACAAACAAGUUCAAAUCAAUUUUCAAGUUUACACCAUCUACAGUUCUAGGUACAAAUUACGAAACUUUUAAUCCAAUUUUUCAAAAUUCACAUUUUCACUGAUCCUUGCGAUUACAAUUUUAGUAAUAGGCAAAGCUGUUUGGCAAGAUAUGUAUACUUAUUUUUUCUAAUUUCCAACAAAAAAGUUAAAUUUUGGAAAUUCAAGGAAGAAAAUAAAUAAACGAGAAUUUCUUACUUUUUGGGCAGAGAGUAAGACUUUUUGGUAAUUAUUGGCAACAAAAAUGACGAUUUCUAGCAAAUUUUUUUCAAUAAAGAUUUUUUCAGAAUUUUCUGCAAAAAAAAAAAAAACAUUUUAGCCAGCUUUUCACAAAAUAAAAAGGUGAGAAUAGGUAUAUAAAAAUUUUUGACAAACAAGACAAUAUACGUAGUAGUUCUUGGCAAGAAACGAGACUUUUAGGCAAAUUUCAUAAACGGCGAGACUUUCUGCAACUUUCGGCAGAAAGCAAGACUCGGACAAUUUAUCUAUUAAAAUUUUUGAAAAAAGGUAUUUUCGAUUAGGUACUAAAAUUUUGAAAAUAAAUUGGGUUAUGAGUGGGAUUCUCGGGAAACGUGUCACGCGACCAAUCAAAAUGGGUUAAAACGCCAAAAAAAUCAAAAACUUUUUUCAAAACUUUCUUUAUAACGUUAUUUUAAAAAAUUUCAGGAAGAAAUUUGGCUGAUUUCUAAUAACUAUCAUAGGGCUAACUAGGUACUGGACAAAUUAAUCAAUUUCGGAUACAAUAUUCUUCAAAAGUGCUCAAAAAAAGUUCUAAUAUAAAUUUUUGAUUUUCUGUUAAAAAUGCUAGACACAUACACUGGCAGAAUGUUUGAAACGAAAAUUAUCAACUUUCUUCAACAUUCGAACAAAAAAUUAGGUAUGUGUUCUGCUGAAUAGGUGCGACCUCGAUAUUUCAAGACUAUUUAACUGACCAACAUAGAAACAUAAAACGUAAGUAUUUUCAUUAUCAAAAAAAGCACAAUUUCGGUACCUAUUAAACUGAUCAAGUUCGUUCUAAUUAACACGAUUGGAGUACGUCAUUGCAAGGGAUAUCACCAGUGGCAGGUAUUUUGAAAUAAGUUAGUAACUUUGUGCGAACAUAUUGUGCCAAUAUAUCAAGCAUUUUGAAAAUAAAACGGUCUAUUUUGUUAAAUGACUUGAGUUGAAUAUUAAUAUGAAAAUUAAAAAAAACAACGUUUUGAUUUUAACUUGUAUCGUUUUAUUCGUUGUGUAUUUCCUGUAUACGAGAAAAGGCUUGAAUACGCUACUUCUGCCACCACUGCCAGAAAUAACUGAUGCAGAACCGCCUGAACACACUCUAUGUGUACUGGUGCCAUUUCGAAAUGUUUUCGAAGAACUACUCGAAUUUAUACCUCAUAUGAACGCCUUUUUGAAUCGUCAGAAGAUCCGCUUUCAUUUCGUCGUUGUUAACCAGGUUACAGAUGGGAAUCGGUUCAAUAAAGGAGUCAUCUUCAACGCCGGGGUUAAAUUCAUUACAGAGGAUUACCAGGACUGUGAUUACUUGGCUCUUCACGACAUAGAUUUAUUACCUUUGAAUGACGAAAUUUCUUACGCUUACCGAGGGGACGUUGCUUUUCAUGUGAAGAGAGUUGACUAUAAUCAAACCGGAGAUGAAUACGAUCCUCAGAUUUAUAUUGGUGGAAUUUUAUUAAUAUCAAUCGAACAAUACAUUCGUGUGAACGGAUUCGGUAAUCAUUUCUGGGGAUGGGGAGGAGAGGAUAAGAAUUUCGGCUAUCGCUUGAGUAACCAUUCUGUAGUAAAAACUCGCCCAAUUAAUCUCAGCACAGGAGUAAACGAUACGUUCAAGUGGAUUCAUUCGCCGAGCCGUCCUAGAGAUCACAUUCGUUGUGCUAGUGAUGCGAGAUAUCAACUCAGAGAACACGAAUCCGAAACAGGAUUGCACGACGUGGAAUACGAGCUGGUGUCUGUGCGAUUUUUUGAAAUGGAUUGUGUCCCGUUUACCAUGUACAAUAUUAAAGUACCAUGUGAUGAGAAGAAAACACCGUGGUGUAAACCCACAGUCUGUUAAAAAUAUCAUAUGCAAACACUUAAUUACAAAACCGAAGUCAAAAAAAUCAUAUAAUUCUUUCAACAGCAUCAUCGCACAUACAAUGAAAUUCUACUCGUAUGAGCUAAAAUUCAAGUGGGCUGGUAAUAGUGUAGAAUUACUUGCGAAAAUCCAGUAAGAACUCGACUACCAAUUUUUUUUCCUCUUGCAGGCAAAAUUUGUGCAAAAUCCUCAUCAACCUGAUUUCAAUAGGUACUUGAGGUGUCACUCCCGAAAUCGGCUCAAAUGUAGGUAAACUCGUUAAACAGGUCGAAUAUAAUACACAACUCGAUUUUUAGCUGCCCAACUGCAUAUUCACGCCUUCUGGAGCAAAUUCAAAACUCUGGAGAAAUUGAAAAACUGCGCUGGAGGCUCCAGAAUGGCUGGAAAUAGUAAAAUUUGGAUUUGGGUAAUUAAUACCUACUGGUUUUGGGACCUAUUUUGACCAUUUUUACUGAUCAAGUACGUACUUUCAAAAAAAAAAAAAAAAAAAAAAAAACACAUACCUAACUAAAUUCCCAAAAAGAGUCAAUUUUGAAUUUUCAAAAAUCCGCCAAAAAUCGAAAAAUGCACUUGGGCAGCUGAAAAUUUGUUUUUGGGGGUUUUAGACUAUGCUCUUUCCAAAAAUCGCGGUCCCGUUCAAAUCGUAGCGUGACACCUCAAGAGAUUCCCUUGUGAGGCAUUUUUCUCCAGCACCACAUUUUCAGCGGGUCAAUUUUUCUCUUAUCUCUUUCUCGAACUGUCCAGGUUUCUGACGUAUAGAGAAAAACUGUGAAAACCAGAGCAUUUACAAGCCCCUUAUCUUCAAAGUUUUGCUCAUUGCUGCAUCUGAUCAUAUCUUCUUUAGGCGAGACAUGGCGCUUCGUGUGACUUGCGCUCUGUGUUUUAUCUCAGCUUCACUGCCGCUUUUGUUAUCAACAAUGGAUCCCAGGUACACAAAUUGAUUCACCACUGCUGAUUCACAAUCAUGAUCUUCGUCUUUGCUUUAAUUAUCAGCAAGCCAUAUUUUACUGAAACAUCUUCCUGACAUUUCAGAAAACUGACCAUAUUAUCUAGACUUGAGGCGAUGAGGAUUGUGCACGUCGUGCUGAUUUGACAUUUGAACGCCUCUGAUUUGACAUUCACCUGAGCCAUUGUCAUUGGCGCUUUCUGCUAAAAUUAGCUGCAGUGUCCCACAAAUUAUAAAUUCUCCAUAUAGGUUGAACAGGAGUGGGGAUAUAAUGCAGCCUUGUCAUACGCCUCUCUCUGGGUUGAAUUUCUCUGUUGAUUCUGAAAUUUGCCCUACUACCCUCAUACAAAUGUUUCAUCAGCCAUGCCAGAUGUAUUGGUGUGCCCAUUUUGAGUAGAAUUUUCUGUAGCUUUCGCUAUUGUACGCAGUCAAACGCUUUCUUGUAAUCGACGAAACCUAGCCAUAGCACAGUGCUCAACGUUCAACGCUUGUGCGCGACCUCUAAAUAUGUAUUAUUAUUUUUCAACAAAAUUUUUAUGGUGUCAUUUCUUUAUCAAAAGGAACAAAAUUAGGGGGUAAGACCUUAUGAUUUCAAAAAAAAAUGUUACAUGAACCACCCUAACCUCUAUAACUGAAAUAUUUUUCAAUUCAUCAUAUGUACUUCUUUUAUGCACUAGCUCACCUAUCUUAUCUGGUCGGUGCACUUGUUUUUUUUUCAAGUACUUGAUGGCAUUGAUGACCUCAUCAAGUAGGAUCUAUGGCUCCUUUUUCUGCAUGACGUUGAACCUAGGGUCAUCAGGUUGCUCCUCUUCCUCAGCGUAUAGCUUCUCACAGUACUUUUUCCAUAAUUUCUGCAACCUCUUCUGCAUUGGUCUCAACUUCACCCUCUUCAUCUCGAAUGAUCUGCUUGCUGGCUUUGAAUUCCCUGGCGAUUGACUAGAUUUUCUCAAAGAGCAACCUGGUCUCAUUCUUCUCAGUGUGUGACUCGAUUUCCUCACAUGUUGAUGAGAUGUGGGCAUUUUUAUCCCAUCUACACAACUUGGUUAUGCACUGAGACAGAAUUUUCGGUUACCUGUCGUGUUCUACAGUCUUUGACAGCAUUCUAUUCUCUUCUAUUGUCCCCGUUGUUUCCUCUGUAAACCAGUGCUUCAGUACUUUUGGUUCAGUCUUCGGAUGAGUGGUGUUAUAUGGCUCCUUUAUGUGGCUUUCCAGCUCGAACCACUGCUGGUUUAACUGCGCCUUGGGGUUCACAGCUGCUAAAAUUCAAGGGCUUCAUUCCAAACUGACCUAAGUCCAUUUUUUUAAUUUUUGAGUUAACAGCGUCAUCUGGUGGUACAGGUCGGUUACCAUCUAUAGAAGUUAUCCCAACACCUGGCAUCAAUUUUUUUGCUCAGGAGCGUUGUUUCACCUAAAAAUAUGUUUUCUCCAAAAUAUUUAGAAAGUGUGCGAAAUUUGAAAUUUUUUCAUGACAGAAGCGAAGACCAAACGUUCUCAAUAGUUUUCAUAAUCACCUUAUUCGGUUAAAUUUUACUGAUUUUUUUUUAGAUUCAAAAUAAUAUGAUUAAUGAUUAAAAUUGAAAUUUCAAGAUUUUUGAAAUUUUUUCUUCAAAUUUACUCAUUUUAUAAGCUGC